Molecule: messenger RNA, 2653 nt
Organism: Notolabrus celidotus (New Zealand spotty)
Lineage: Eukaryota; Metazoa; Chordata; Actinopteri; Labriformes; Labridae
Gene: rab11al
Product: RAB11a, member RAS oncogene family, like
Exons: 5
Coding region: 292-942 (216 amino acids)
Biological process (GO): melanosome transport; exocytosis; neurotransmitter receptor transport, endosome to postsynaptic membrane
Cellular component (GO): axon; postsynaptic recycling endosome; transport vesicle
Molecular function (GO): GTPase activity; GTP binding
Source: RefSeq, a predicted model, not a curated record
CGGGACUAUGAUUCUGACGUUACGUCGCAGCCUCGGUAAUGGCAAGUGACAGAGGUUGAGGAAGACGAGGCGAAACUUUUUUUUGGAGCUUAGUGUUCUGCUGUAGGAUUGUUUUUAUGCCUCGUGCUAACACCAGAGAAACAUAAUUUUACUGUGACAGUUACCCGGCGUCUGAGCGCGUGAUAACCGUGUUUCUAUUGACGGUUAAAGUCGGUUUGUCUUGACGGUAUCAGAAGUAUCAGAAGUUUGUCCGUCUUCGAGUAAAUACAGAGUCAUCGAAGAACAACAGCAAUGACGAACAGAGAAGACGAGUAUGACUAUCUGUUUAAAGUGGUGCUGAUAGGAGACUCUGGCGUAGGGAAGAGUAACCUGCUGUCUCGCUUCACUCGGAAUGAGUUCAAUCUGGAGAGCAAGAGCACCAUCGGGGUGGAGUUUGCCACUCGCAGCAUCCAGGUAGAAGGCAAGACUGUUAAGGCUCAGAUCUGGGACACAGCGGGACAGGAGAGAUACCGAGCUAUCACUUCUGCGUAUUACCGUGGAGCGGUUGGAGCUCUCUUGGUUUAUGACAUCGCCAAGCACCUGACGUACGAAAACGCUGAGCGCUGGCUGAAGGAGCUGCAGGACCACGCUGACAGCAACAUUGUCAUCAUGCUGGUGGGCAACAAGAGUGAUCUGCGCCACCUCAGGGCAGUGCCAACAGAUGAAGCCAAGGCCUUUGCAGAGAAGCAUGGCUUGUCUUUCCUGGAGACGUCAGCAUUAGACUCAAAUAAUGUGGAGCUGGCUUUCAAGACUAUUCUCACAGCCAUCUACAACAUCGUGUCACAGAGGCAGAUGUCAGGGCGAAGCGACUCAGACUUCUCACCAGCCUCCAACGUAGUGCCCAUCACAGUUGAGCCCACCCAAAACUCAGCCAGUAAGGGUGUCUGCUGCCAGAACAACUGAGACCCUACCACUGACCCCCUCCUUCACCUCCAGGCUGUAUUGGAGAAACAACCAGCUAGACAAACAGAGACAGACAGAUGGACAGGGGAAAUGGAGAGACAGGUAGAGAGAACUGUUUUACACAAGGACACUUGUAAUGGGAAUGAUUUGUCUGAUGUCUGCUUAAGAAAACGUCAUGCAGUAUAAUGCAGGGGACCAUGGAGGGAGGAACAGUAAGGAGGUUCAGGUAAACAGAUAGGGAGGGUUGUAGUGAUGUGCAUUCUGCUCUGAGAGAGGUACAUGAUCAGAACUCAUUCACAAUCUGAUGAAAAAUUUAACACACGAUUAGGUCCUUUUUGUAUCUCAUCAUAAUUUCUGUCUUUGCAAACUGCCUCUCUUUUUUAAAGCUGUACUUUACAAGCCAGUAAAUGCUGUCUUUCAAUUUCUCACUAUCAGGAUAUUGGGCAAUAAAAAUUCCACAUCAAAAAAGACUGAACUGCAACCCCUCUGUCCCCACCGUCAUUCCCAUUUUCCACUAAAUGUAUGAUAUUCAGAAAUAAAGUCCCUUGAAAUAUUUAUUGAACACUAGAUUAAGGUCUUGUUUGGCCAAAGGGUUUGCAGUUAACACUAGUUAAUUUAGAUUUUCUACACUGAUGGCUUCACACUAAAGGCAGCUCUCUUGCUUUCCAAAGCUUUGUCCACGAUCGUCUCUGCAGCAGCUCAUAAAGACAGCUACACCUCACUAAUACGGGAGCGAAGGGCUUAAAGUCAUUUUUCCUAAACGCACAUACAAGAAUUUGGUGGAAGUUGGUUCAUGUUGCGUUCCACCAGACCACUCAGAGCAAUAACAUCCCUCUCGAACAGUGACAUGUAAUUUCUUUUUGAUUGCUUUUGAUCUUUGUUUGGAAGGCUUCCCCGCUCUCUGCACACUUUGUUCUCUACAGAUGAGUCAUGCUCUCGCAAGCUUUGCACAGCAUUAACUCCAAACUCCAACUUUUAUAACAGAUAGCUGCAUCAGUAGUGGAUGGGUGAAGUGCCUGGCAUGCUGGCUAGUGGGACUAAAGUUUUUGGCUCAGCUGAUGACUCUUUCUUCCCCGUCCCUAACCUUUCGCGUGAAGCGGGAGAGGUUAAGAAAUUGUUUUAAAUGCAUGGACAACCCUGUGCUGCUGCUGCUGCUGCUGCUGCUGCCUGCUAGCUGGGAUAGAUGGAUGGAUGGAUGGAUAAUGUUUCAGGGGAUGAGCUAGUGAGGGCACUCAGCCCUGCCCUGCUCCUGUGGUCUAUGAUGUGCCCGAGAUGGCUUGUUUUACUGUAAGUGAAAUCCUCCACUGCUGCCUGCUCACCUACUCCUUUCUGUGUCUCUCUACGCUGUAUGUAACUGGAACAGGACUCUGCCUUCUGGGAUCUCCCUGAGGUCUGCCCUCGCGCUCACUUGUCUUUAUUUCCUGUGGAGAGGGCGGGGGUUGUAUCAGGGAGCCAGGAUUGGGUUUGUUAGUAUUUAAUAGUUUAAUAGAUGAGGAAAGGAGAAAGUAUGGUAGAGCUGGGAAGGGCUUAAUUAAAUCCAAAGGUUAUGCACACAGAUGGUGUUUAUCCUGCUGAUGUGUUUCCACAUCAACACUGACUUCUGUCGACUUCACAGGUCUUUAACUGGGUGGUGUAGGUUAGGGCUUUUUAACAUUUAUUCUAAUAUAUGUAUAUUGGACUGCAUAUGUAUAAAUAAAUCUCAUUUGUUAUA